AUGGCCGAUACGUCGCUCAUAGAAGUGGCGCGCCAGACGCACGAAGAGGCGGAGCGAUAUCAGCAAGCACUCGUCGAUCUUGUCCUCUCGUCUUCGUCCACUUCCCAUCUUACUCACAAGGACAAGCUCAAGCGAGCCCACAAAGCAUCUCACCUUCUCGACCGCGUUGCAUCUCGCUACCAGUAUCUCGACCGCUUCUACAGCGACCAACAUGGAGACCGACAACGCGAGCUCGAUUUGCUCUCCUCUACUCGAGCCCGCGGUGAAGGCGGCGACGAUGCUUUCGGCGAAUUUUACCAACGUCUCGGCAGGAUCCGCGAGUACCACGACAAGUAUCCAGGCGCGCUGCCGGAUCACUUCAAUGUCGACUUCACUGCACUGGAAGGCGGCUCGAGCUCAACAAAAACCGACGCAACGGGUGCCUCAACAUCAGCAGCUGCAUACAAGGACGCCGCGGGUUUGGAUUUCAUCGACCGCAUGUUCUCGGGAGAAGAGAUGGCAGGUCGUUUCUUGGAUCUUUACCUCUACCAUGAAGCAUAUCUCAACCUGAAAGGAGCGAAGCGUAUCUCGUAUCUCGCCUACAUUGAUGACUUUGACAAGCUCGCUGGGCCCUCUUCACCUAUCCCUAGUUACACCAAGAAAACCGAUGCAUACCGAAACUAUCUCAUCGACUUGCGCAAGUACCUCGACUCCUUCUUGCGAAAGACGCAGCCGCUUGCGAAUGUAGACGAAAUUGCAGCAAAGGCAACAUCGCAGUUCGAAGAAGAGUGGGAGCAGGGUAAAGUGGAAGGAUGGGAGCAGCAAGGAUUAGAAGUGUUCGGUGGCGCACAAGGCAAGGGCAAAGCAGCAGCAGCGCCAGCAGAAGGAGAGGGCAUUUGGUGUGCAGCAUGCAGACGCUUCUACUCGAAGCAAACGGUCUACGACGCGCAUCUCAAAUCACUAAAACAUCUCAAAGCAGCUGCCCGCUUAGCACAAUCUGAACAGAACGGCGAGGAAGCCUCGUCUACACCUACGCCUUCCAAAAGCAAUGGUGAAAGCGAAGCAGAGAAGAUCAAGAACCGUGUCAAAGCCAAAGCCAUCGCACGUGAAGAAGUCAUUAUCCGCGGACUAGCAUCUGACCUCUCCACCAUUCGAUCCGAUACCAAAGCCAACGUCGAGCGCAAAGCCGCCCUCACCGAUCGCGAACGACAAGCCGAAGCCGAAGCCGCAGAAGAAGAGCUCAAUCGCAUGUCUGCACUCAACCACACCUCUGGUCUCGACUCUGAUGAUCCCAACAAUCCCAAUGCUAUGGAUGAGGAUCUCGAUGACGAUGCCACAUCACGCGUGUACAAUCCGCUCAAGCUGCCUAUUGGAUGGGAUGGUCGACCGAUCCCGUUCUGGCUGUACAAGUUGCAUGGUUUACGAAACGAGUUCAAAUGCGAGAUCUGCUCAGACCACGUCUAUCAGGGAAGAAAGAACUUUGAAAAGCAUUUUACCGAGUCUAGGCAUGCUUUUGGCAUGCGAGCGCUAGGUUUGCCGAAUACGGUCCAGUUCAGGGAUGUCACGCGGAUUGCAGAUGCAUUAGCGCUGGCGGAUAAGUUGAGAAAGAAAGGUAAAAUGGAAGCAUCAGAAGCAGGGGUGGAUGCUCAAGAGGUUGAGGAUGAGCACGGAAACACGUACACCAAGAAGACGUAUGACUUGCUCAAGAGGCAGGGUCUCAUCUAG
Molecule: messenger RNA, 1704 nt
Organism: Ustilago hordei
Lineage: Eukaryota; Fungi; Basidiomycota; Ustilaginomycetes; Ustilaginales; Ustilaginaceae
Exons: 1
Coding region: 1-1704 (567 amino acids)
Biological process (GO): mRNA splicing, via spliceosome
Cellular component (GO): spliceosomal complex
Molecular function (GO): zinc ion binding; RNA binding
Source: RefSeq, a predicted model, not a curated record